Fomitopsis serialis is the source of this 1121-nucleotide messenger RNA. RefSeq lists its product as uncharacterized. The coding region runs from base 136 to 789 and encodes 217 amino acids. The transcript has 5 exons. The record is from RefSeq and is a predicted model, not a curated record. Lineage: Eukaryota; Fungi; Basidiomycota; Agaricomycetes; Polyporales; Fomitopsidaceae.
CGCGGCUCCGGCACUUGACUGGCACUAGGUAACACUCUUAUUCCCGUGUAGCCGUCAGUACGCGGAGUGUGUACUACACAACUGCGCCUACUCAGGUGCGUCGUGCCAUCUCUCGUGAACGUCGUCGACUGUUGAAUGGCUGGAUGUCCAUUGUACGGUCCCAUCACGGCAACCGCAUCUAGGAACCUCGUGCGUCGUCGCAUUCGACCGGGGCCCCCGCCGGGUACCAUACAACAUCGGUUAUUGACGCAGAGAGGCUCGCUACAAAUCGAGUCCGUAACUCUGCUCCAAGGAUUUUCCAGUACAUGGACACGGGCCAAGGCCGAAGUGUGCUCGCUUCACUCGCGACGAAUACUGACCCUACCUACAGCCAGACACAAUUGCUGUGUGCAUGUGCCGCAGUCCAGGAAGAACUCGAUACGCACGCGAACGGAAAAUGCAUGGCGGAACAUUGGUCGUGCCCGUCACACCAACGAAAGAUGUCAGUCUGUGGGUUUGUGCUAUGCCAUCGAGACUACGUGCCAGCAGGACGAGGAAGUCUGGGGUCGACGCAUGCGCGGGUUGAUGCAUACGGACAGUAACAUCGGUGUCUUGAGGCUCGUGCUUAAAUUCGAGGUUCGCAUGCCUACAGGGACCAGAUCGCGGAUUUGGGCCCCCCGGCGUAGCUCGAGCUCAAGUGGUUUGCACCCAAGCAGCGCCGAAGCUCUCGCCACGCGCACACCGCCACGGCUGCGCGAACAUGCGCAGUUUCCUGUCGAGCUCGCGCGGCGCUGCACAAGUCGACUGUAAGUACGCGACCACUUCCGAAAACCCAGUCGGGUGCGGACUGCCUGAUCCAUCCACCCCAAGCCGCGCGAGCGGUCACGGAAGGUUCCAGAUAUACACGACGGUGAUCGGUCUGUGAAGGUCGCGUCUCCCGGUCCACCCUUCCACGGUUGCCGUAGGCGACUCGCUCGUCUGCGACUCGGCAGGCGGGCGACGGACACAUAGCAGCACCAGGUCGAGUAUACGCACCUCGAUCCCUGUUUGGGAGGCAGCUUGAUGAACACAGGGCGCUUGAAUUGUACAGUGAGAACCAGAAAGACGUCUCAUCAGUCUCGGUUGUGCCAGAAAAAUCGAUC